AUGCAUGAUCAAAAAUUGUUAGGAGCUAAAUCAACAAAUCUCAAACUCGAUAUCGGAGAUGUCUUGGCUUUGAUGGAAAUCUUGUUUAUUAUUACCAAGUCCACUCAUUCAAACUUUUUUAUCUCUUUGCUUGACGCAAUCAACAAAACUUCAAAAUCAUCGUAUACCCAACUUCUUCAACGAUACCUAAAGAACUCUACACCAACCAAUGGUGCCAAUUCAAAGAGUCAUUCCCCUCCAACUGAUGAUACAUGUACCGCUCCAAAGAAGAAGAGAGGCAGACCUCCAAAGAGUCAAUCCACACCAACUGAUGAUACAUGUACCGCUCCAAUCCCUGAAUCCAGCAGUGGUACCACCACACAGAAAAGAAGCAGACCAAAAAAAAAAUCAGUGAAAAUGAAAUAA
Heterostelium album PN500 is the source of this 405-nucleotide messenger RNA. RefSeq lists its product as uncharacterized. The transcript has 2 exons. Bases 1 to 405 code for a protein of 134 amino acids. The record is from RefSeq and is a predicted model, not a curated record. Gene Ontology annotation, molecular function: DNA binding. NCBI's taxonomy places the organism in Eukaryota, Evosea, Eumycetozoa, Acytosteliales, Acytosteliaceae.